Messenger RNA from Spodoptera frugiperda (fall armyworm), 1319 nucleotides. RefSeq names its product lymphokine-activated killer T-cell-originated protein kinase. The record is from RefSeq and is a predicted model, not a curated record. Gene Ontology annotation, cellular component: cytoplasm. The transcript is spliced from 6 exons. Gene Ontology annotation, molecular function: ATP binding; protein serine/threonine kinase activity. Lineage: Eukaryota; Metazoa; Arthropoda; Insecta; Lepidoptera; Noctuidae. Bases 123 to 1097 code for a protein of 324 amino acids. Gene Ontology annotation, biological process: protein phosphorylation.
AUACUGUCAAAGCAAAUUCAAAUUCAAAACAAGCCUUUGAAAGUGUAACAGUUACAGGCGUUAUUUUAAUUUUUAGUCUUCUAUUGUUUUGUCCAUAUAAUUUGUGUUAAGUUAUUAAUAAAAUGGCAGAAUUUAAAACGCCUAUCAAGAGUAAAGGUCGGGAUCGAGAUGAAACAAUAACAAUACCUCCGUCACCGUUUUUGAACAGACUUGGAUACGGAACUGGUGUAAAUGUGAUGCAGUUAGUUAGAUCACCUCGGGCGGGACAAGUCCGUUCACCAUGGGCGCUUAAAAUGCUGAACCGACGUGUGAAACCCAAUAAGGUUUACACUCAUCGCUUGAAAGCUGAAGCUGAUCUACUGCGGCGCAUGUCACACCCUAACAUUGUCGGGUUCCGCGCGUUUAGCAAUGCGAAGAUAUUGUACCUGGGCAUGGAGGCGUGUGACCUCUCCCUAGGUGAUAUGAUUGAGAAGAGGAUAGAAACCAAUAGCGAGCCUUUCCUUCCUAGACAAAUGUUAAAAGUCUGUGCAGACAUAGCGAGUGCCUUACACUAUCUUCACAUGACUAUGCAAAUUCUGCACGGAGACAUGAAGUCAUACAACAUUCUGGUGAACGGAGACUUUGUAAUCUGCAAGCUUUGUGACUUCGGUGUCUGCCUACCCCUUGAUGAGAAUGGUGUGUUUGACAAGAGAAUGGCAAGGCGUGCAUUCUUCUCAGGUACUGAAGCUUGGAGUGCUCCAGAAGUGAUCCACGGAGGUGAGAUCUCCAGCAAGACAGACAUCUGGCCACUGGGACUCACUCUGUGGGAGAUGAUGGCGCUGGUCCCCCCACACACGCAGACAGAAGACACCUACAUGGAGGACGACAGCAUACACAUACAGUGCCUGGAUGACUCCAUGGACAGUGUGACUGACUACUUCUCUGACAGAUACGGCACCAGGCCAGCUGUGCCUGCGAAUAUCUCGGAGAAGCUGUACAUGCAUCCGCUCGCCUUGUUCCACUGCUGCACGGAGACGAUGCCGGCCAUGCGACCCUCGGCCCAGCAUCUGUCUAUAGCUGCACUCGACAUGUUGGAACAAUGCUUGGCAGGACGAUAAUUACCUGACAUAUACAUUUGUACCUGAUUGUUUAGUUUUAAGGGGGAUGUGUAGUAGCUACUACCACCGGGAGGUAAAAUUACUCAUGUGUAUUUUACUUGGUUGUUUUAUUAUUAACUUGUAUUCUGUGAGUACAUGGACUGACUGUUUUUAUAAUUGAUGACAAGAUUAUGUAUUAAAUAUUGAUACUUUAAUAAAUAUGACUGUAUUUUUCUAAGUACC